AUGGAGUGGACGGAGGAGAACUGUUUACGCUUAAUUGAAACAUAUAAAAGAUUUCCAGUUUUGUGGGAUCCUAAAGAUCAAUAUUACUAUAGAAAAAAUGUAAAAAAUGAUGCGUGGAAAGAAAUUGGUGCUAUAAUGGGAAGCGAUUAUGAACAAUGCCGUAGCAAACUGUUAAGUCUUUUAUCUUCUUUUAGAAGAGAGAAAGGAAAAAGUCAAAAAAGUAAAGGGACAGGGAAAGGUACAUCCGAGACUUACAAAAGUAGAUGGUUUGCCUAUGACGCUUUUUCCUUUUUAGCUGAUCGGGAUAAACCAAGGAAACGUAUAAAUACUGUAAGUAAUUAAAUCAACAAUAUUUAUCUUGAAAUGCAAUACGGCCUUCAUUUACGCAAUAAGAAGCAAUCUCAUCUCUUAUUUCGUUUAUUUCUCUUGAAUAUCUUAUUUGUGAUGUUUGAAUAUUUGAAAGAGAUGUCAAAUUAGGUACGGAUUGAUUUAUAUACAUAUUGGAAUUAGUUGUAUAACUAUCGGUGGCGUUCUGUUUCAAAUAAUUAUGCAAGUGAAUAAUACUCAUAACGACUACUUCAGCAACUUCUGGUUUUAAUAUCAUAGGUUUUCUAAGUACCCUAAAAAUGGAUGAUGCAAUGCCAAAGGCACUCUCAACAAUUCUGCGAGCUCUGCUUAAUCUAUAGUUAAAAAUGCGUUCCGGAGUGCCUUUACUGUGGUUACCGGAGUAUGGUUUCAUCACAUGUUUAUCUAGAGCAAAAGCGCUGUCAGCAACAAAGAAGUAGGGUAUCGCUUUAGUCCUGUAAGGUAAUGCUUUUUCUUGUGGUAAAUUUAAGGAGCCAUUUUGCAUCAUCUUGUAGAACUCUGUAUCUUUGAAUAUCCCUCCAUCAGAUAUACGCCCCUGGCAACCAACAUCAGCAAACAUAAAUUUAUAAUCUGAGUCUACCAGUGCAAACAGAACAAUACUAAAAGUAGAUUUGUAAUUAUGAUAUUCAGUUCCACUUUUCGGAGGUGCCUGUAUGACUAUAUGUUUACCGUCUAUUGCGCCAAUGCAAUGGGGCAAAUGCCAUUUAUCUUCGAAUCCUUUACUCACUUCUAGCCAUAUUUCUGGUCUCCUUGGCACCUGAAAAAUAAUAAUAUAAAUAUAAAAACAUUAUUACAGGAACAGGCAGAUAUAGAACAAGAUAAAGUGGAUGAGCGACAGGUACAAGAUGAUGGAAUAAAUACUGACACUGAAAGCGACCUGUCUUUUAUUGAACCUC
Molecule: messenger RNA, 1262 nt
Organism: Amyelois transitella
Lineage: Eukaryota; Metazoa; Arthropoda; Insecta; Lepidoptera; Pyralidae
Exons: 2
Coding region: 1-342 (113 amino acids)
Source: RefSeq, a predicted model, not a curated record